CCGUCGUUUGCGACGGGCCCCGAACUCUCUAACUUAUCAUGUUAAAAGCCUCGUCCUCUGCUGCUCGGGCGAGCACCCGUGCUACGCGCACCCGCAAUUUCGCUACCGUCGCCGAUACCCCUGUGCGACGAUAUGGGGGCUUGAAGGAUCAAGACCGAAUUUUUACGAACGCAUAUUGCCGACAUGAUCAUGGGAUAAAGGGCGCUCAGUCCCGUGGUGAUUGGCACAAGACGAAAGAUAUCCUGCUCAAGGGUGACUCCUGGAUCAUUCAAACCAUGAAGGAUUCGGGCCUCCGUGGACGAGGCGGAGCUGGCUUCCCUUCCGGACUGAAGUGGAGUUUCAUGAACAAGCCCGGUUGGGAGAAGGAUCCAAGGCCACGUUACCUCGUCGUGAAUGCCGACGAGGGUGAGCCAGGAACGUGUAAAGAUCGUGAGAUCAUGCGCGGCGACCCCCACAAGCUCGUCGAGGGCUGCCUUGUCGCCGGACGCGCCAUGAACGCCAGCGCGGCAUACAUCUACAUUCGCGGCGAGUUCUACCAGGAGGCGUCCCACGUCCAGCAGGCGAUCACGGAAGCGUACAAGGCCGGCCUCAUCGGCAAGAACGCGUGCGGCUCCGGCUACAAUUUUGACGUCUACCUCCACCGCGGCGCGGGCGCGUACAUCUGCGGCGAGGAGACGGCGCUGAUCGAGAGUUUGGAAGGCAAGCAGGGCAAGCCGCGCCUGAAGCCGCCGUUCCCGGCCGACGUAGGCCUGUUCGGCUGCCCCACGACGGUGGCGAACGUCGAGACCGUCGCAGUCGCGCCUACGAUCUGCAGGAGAGGUGGCGCGUGGUUCGCGAGUUUCGGUCGGGAGAGGAACCAGGGCACGAAGCUGUACUGCAUCAGCGGUCACGUCAACAACCCUUGCGUCGUGGAGGAGGAGAUGAGCAUACCGCUCAAGGACCUGAUCGAGAAGCACUGCGGCGGUGUCCGGGGUGGAUGGGACAACUUGCUCGGAAUCGUCCCUGGUGGAAGUUCGGUACCGAUCAUUCCCAAGAAGACUUGUGAGGAGGUUCUCAUGGACUACGACUCCCUGAAGGACGCUCAGACCGGUCUGGGUACGGGUGCCGUCAUCGUCAUGAACAAGAGCACGGACGUCGUCAAGGCGAUCGCUCGCUUCUCUCACUUCUACAAGCACGAGUCGUGUGGCCAAUGCACGCCGUGCCGAGAGGGUACUACCUGGAUGAUGAACAUGAUGGAUCGUCUCGUCGAGGGACGUGGACAUCAGCGAGAGAUCGACAUGCUGCUUGAGAUCACCAAACAAGUUGAAGGACGCACCAUCUGCGCCCUCGGCGACGCCGCCGCUUGGCCCAUACAAGGCCUCAUGCGCCACUUCCGCCCCGAGGUGGAGAAGCGCAUCGCUGACUACCGGGCGAAGAACGGGCCGGUACUGUUCGGUGGCAAGCUCGCCAGCCAGGUUGACCCCACGCUUGCGGUCCCUGACAACCUUGGAGCCCAGCUCCCUGUUUGAAGGUAGCUUACCGUACGUUUCGGCGUAGGUCCCUUGCCGAGUGAUUAGUGAAACGUUUUUGUAAGACGAUAGUAGAACCCCACGUUUGAGGGUCAAUUCAUAUCUCGGAUUACCUCCC
Messenger RNA from Punctularia strigosozonata HHB-11173 SS5, 1626 nucleotides. RefSeq names its product NADH-ubiquinone oxidoreductase. The coding region runs from base 39 to 1508 and encodes 489 amino acids. The record is from RefSeq and is a predicted model, not a curated record. The transcript is spliced from 6 exons. Gene Ontology annotation, molecular function: NADH dehydrogenase (ubiquinone) activity; NAD binding; 4 iron, 4 sulfur cluster binding. Lineage: Eukaryota; Fungi; Basidiomycota; Agaricomycetes; Corticiales; Punctulariaceae.